Messenger RNA from Daucus carota subsp. sativus, 1346 nucleotides. RefSeq names its product rRNA 2'-O-methyltransferase fibrillarin 2. NCBI's taxonomy places the organism in Eukaryota, Viridiplantae, Streptophyta, Magnoliopsida, Apiales, Apiaceae. The coding region runs from base 227 to 1123 and encodes 298 amino acids. Gene Ontology annotation, biological process: rRNA methylation; box C/D sno(s)RNA 3'-end processing. The record is from RefSeq and is a predicted model, not a curated record. Gene Ontology annotation, molecular function: rRNA methyltransferase activity; RNA binding; histone H2AQ104 methyltransferase activity. The transcript is spliced from 7 exons. Gene Ontology annotation, cellular component: box C/D methylation guide snoRNP complex; small-subunit processome; nucleolus.
AAUUGGAAGCAAAAAGUAUUGGGACAUUGGGUCAUAUCAGCGGGCCUCGCGAACCCAAGAUGGUUACCGACUUACCGGUGGGGGAAAAAACGAAAAGAAAUUAAGAAGCAAAACCCUAAACCCUGAUAUUAAUCCUCCACGCCACGGUAUAAAAAAACAUAAACCCAGCCCUCUGUCUCUGUAAAACCCUAACGCGAACCCCAAAAUCAACUUAUCGGCUAUCAACAUGAGGCCUCCAAGAGGGCGUGGUGGUGCGGGAGGUUUUCGCGGUGGGCGUGGCGAUGGAGGAGGCCGAGGGAGAGGCCGUGGUGGCGGUGGGAGAGGUGCAAGUGAUAGAGGACGUGGACGUGGUCGAGGUGGGCGUGGUGGACGUGGCGGUGGAAUGAAGGGAGGGAGUAAAGUUGUGGUUGAGCCGCAUAGACAUGAAGGCGUGUUUAUUGCUAAGGGGAAGGAAGAUGCACUUUGCACUAAGAAUCUGGUUCCCGGGGAGGCUGUUUAUAAUGAGAAGCGGGUUUCUGUUCAGAACGAAGAUGGAACCAAGGUUGAAUACAGGGUCUGGAAUCCAUUCAGAUCUAAGUUAGCAGCUGCAAUUCUUGGAGGGGUGGACAACAUCUGGAUUGAACCUGGUGCCAAGGUAUUAUAUCUUGGAGCUGCUUCCGGAACAACCGUCUCUCACGUUUCUGAUCUUGUUGGCCCUUCUGGAGUGGUGUAUGCUGUUGAAUUUUCUCAUAGAAGUGGUAGGGAUUUGGUUAACAUGGCAAAGAAACGAACUAAUGUUAUACCUAUUAUUGAGGAUGCCAGACAUCCUGCCAAGUACCGAAUGCUUGUUGGGAUGGUAGAUGUUAUAUUUUCUGAUGUUGCUCAGCCUGAUCAGGCUAGGAUUUUGGCUUUAAAUGCGACUCACUUCCUGAAAGUUGGAGGUCAUUUCGUAAUUUCUAUCAAGGCAAACUGCAUUGACUCGACUGUUCCGGCUGAGGCAGUGUUUGCUCAGGAAGUAAAGAAACUACAAGCGGAUCAAUUUAAGCCAUCUGAGCAGGUUACCUUAGAGCCGUUUGAGAGGGACCAUGCUUGUGUUGUUGGUGCAUACCGUGUGCCUAAGAAGCAGAAGGCUACUGCUGCCUGAUAGUGUCACGCAGAGCAUGGGAGUCUGGUUGUUUUUUCUUCGUAGUUAUAAGGUUUAGGUAGUUAAAUGAUUUGGUAAUGUUGCAGACAGUCACUUAUAUUUGUUCUAUGGAAUGCUAGUGCUGGCGAAGAAAACCUUUUACAAGAAUUUUUUUGGCUCAAAUGUAUGUGAUGCUGAUUGGCAUUGCUUUUAAUUAGCACCCAGGCAUAUACUGUUCUCUGCU